CAGAGAUUGAGAAAGGCAUACCAAAACGCAACCACUACAUAUAUAGAUCGAUUUCUUCACUUAAGAACUGUUUGACUCUUUCUUCUUCCUCCUCCUCUACUGAUUACUGUGAUGCGUGGUUGCUGCUGAAAUUAAAAAAAAAAAAAAAUCGGGUUCGGUAGUUGUUACCGUGGAGCUGUUUGAAUCGCGCAAAUCUGUUUGGAGGAAACUCUUCUUCCCAUUUUCUCCAGCAGUGAUUAUAUCUCUCCAUUGCCACCAAAAACUCUUCUUGGCGGCUAACCCAACAAGCGACUGUUCGUUGCCAAACUAUCUUCAUUUCUGUUUUGUGUAAAAGAUUCUGAGUUGUUAUUCUUCUUCAUCGAUCUGAUAAUGACCAACCCGGCUCCUCCUGCUGAUCAAACUGUUGAAUAUUUGCAGAAGUUGACAUUGGAUUCGGAAUCUAAACCAUUUGAAGUUCCUAACAAUGCCAAGAAGUAUUCUUCAGUGAAUUCGGGCAUACUGGCGAAUGGUUUGAACAAGCCAUUUGAGAGAUCUUCAACUCCUUCAAGGCAAGAUUUUGUGGAUCCCGGCUACUGCUUCUUACCAAAUGCAUACCCAUCUCCAAUUUAUUAUGGAGGUGGUGAGUGGGACGAUUACAGUUAUGCUAACAGCAAUGGAGUGGAUGUGUCCACUGGUGCUUAUAAUAACAAUGGUUCACUUAUGUACCAACAAGGAUAUGGUUAUGCACCUUAUGGAGCAUAUCAUGCACCUGGUUCUCCUGUUCCAACUAUGGUCCAUGAUGGGCAGAUCUAUGGACCUCAGCAUUACCAGUACCCUUCAUACUACCCGUCUUCUGCACCAACCAAUGGGUCGUAUGCACCAAAUACUCUGCAAGCUGGACUAACUGCUCCUGCUGCAGCCGAUCAAGUUCCUUUGCCUCUGGAGACUGUCAAAGUUAACAGUAAUGCGACGAAUGCUGGAGUCAAUUCGUUAAGUGUACCCAAGCCACAUAGACCAAAUUACCAAAACUCAUUUUUGCUUGAUGCCUCAGUAUUUCCUGAUGGGAAGUCGAAGCAUGUGCCAGUUUCACAUGGAAAUAAUUUUGUUAAUGGGAGGAAUCCGAAUCUUUACCCAUUCUCGCACCUCACGCCUAGACCAAAUUCUUCAAUGAAUCAAGCUGGAUAUGAUAGAAUGUAUCCAAAUAACAGGAUAUAUGGUCAAUAUGGAAACAUGUUUAGGACAGGGGGAGGAUAUGGAAUUCCAAAUUAUGAGCGUAGAAUUAACGGACGUGGAUGGAUGGGAACUGAUAAUAGGUACAAGCCCAGGGGCCGUGCUAAUGGCUCUUUCGUCCCUGACAGUCCGUACGAUGGAUUAAACGAAUUAAACCGAGGACCUAGAGCCAAAGGAUUCAAGAAUUCGAAAGACCUUGAACCUGCCACGAUAGCGAUGAAGGGUCAGACUAAUCAACUGAAUACUGUCGUGAGUAAUGAGGAAAAACUGUCUCAAUUAGACUUGGGUCAAUAUAACACAGAGGAUUUCCCUGAGGUUUACAAAAAUGCCAAGUUUUUCAUCAUCAAGUCUUACAGUGAGGAUGAUGUCCACAAAAGUAUUAAGUAUGGUGCAUGGGCCAGUACACCUAAUGGAAAUAAGAAACUAGAUGCUGCAUAUAGGGAAGCUCAAGAAGUAGCUGAUGGCUGUCCUGUGUUCCUGUUUUUCUCUGUAAAUGCAAGCGGCCAAUUUGUUGGUGUGACGGAGAUGUUAAGUGCUGUUGAUUUUGAUAAGAGUCUUGAAUAUUGGCAACAAGACAAGUGGACAGGCUACUUUCCUGUAAAAUGGCAUAUUGUGAAGGACAUUCCAAAUAGUUUAUUGAAACACAUAAUAUUAGCAAACAAUGAGGACAAGCCAGUGACUAAUAGCCGAGACACACAAGAGGUUAAAUUGGAGCAGGGUAUUGAAAUGCUCAAGAUUUUCAAGAGUCACCCAAGUAAAACAUGCAUAUUGGAUGAUUUUGUGUUUUAUGAAGCUCGGCAGAAAAUUAUACAGGAGAAGAAAGCUAAACAGCAACAGUUCAAUAAAAGGGUGGGGAGUGCCAAGGUUUCUGAAGCAAUUGAUGGCAAAGAGAGAAUCGACUCUCUCUUGCAGAAGUCAUUAGAUGUUGCUUCUCCUGUUUUGGUUGAAGAUCCUGCAGCAUCGGAUGGCCAUCAAACCUCAAAGCCUGCUCUUGUAACAGACAAGUCCAUUGGGGUUGCAAGUGCUUCUUGAUUUUAUUUUUUAUUUCUUGUUUUUUUUUUUAAAUUUCGUCUUUCCUUGUCUUUUCUUAGGUAGUUUGUUGAAUUUGUAGCUGCUUUGCAAAGUUUUGCUUAUGAAUUACUAGUAUAGAGAUCGAAAUCUUAUGACUUCCAAUCAAAGACUCUUUAAUUUCUUUUGCUUAAUGAACACAAUAAUACAAACAUGAUCAUGGGUAAUUCUGUUAUCUUCCUUUAA
Impatiens glandulifera is the source of this 2463-nucleotide messenger RNA. RefSeq names its product YTH domain-containing protein ECT4-like. Gene Ontology annotation, molecular function: mRNA binding. Gene Ontology annotation, biological process: mRNA destabilization. The transcript is spliced from 9 exons. The record is from RefSeq and is a predicted model, not a curated record. Lineage: Eukaryota; Viridiplantae; Streptophyta; Magnoliopsida; Ericales; Balsaminaceae. Gene Ontology annotation, cellular component: cytoplasm. The coding region runs from base 370 to 2241 and encodes 623 amino acids.